AUGGAGCGCUCGCCUACUCCACAUCGCCUUUCCUUAUCUUCUUUACCGGCCACCAAAGAGAUGUUCAGAAGAUCCCUUCGUCAGUUUUCAGGUACUACAAAGACUCUCCUCGAGUAUAAGAGGAAGGAGAACCCUUCAUAUAACGAGUUAGCUGCUCGUAUCGAUCCUAUCGUGCGCACUGGCGAGUCACUCGAAGUCAAGAGAGCCCGUUUGGUCUACCAAUCUAGAAAGAGAGGUAUUUUGGAGAGUGACUUGUUGUUGUCGAGAUUUGCCAAAAAGCACUUGCACAAGUUCAACUAUGAGGAGCUUGACGAGUACGACAAGUUGUUGGACGAACCUGAUUGGGAUAUCUACUACUGGGCCACUAAGAACUAUGACGUGACUCCUUUACCAGAUAAGUGGAAGGACCUGAAGAUUCUCGGCAUGUUGCAAGCCGAUGCUGAAAACCCCGAGAAGGAGAUCAUGAGGAUGCCAGACUUACAUUAG
This is a messenger RNA of Candidozyma haemuli, 486 nucleotides long. RefSeq names its product succinate dehydrogenase assembly factor. Gene Ontology annotation, biological process: mitochondrial respiratory chain complex II assembly; protein-FAD linkage; tricarboxylic acid cycle. The transcript has a single exon. The record is from RefSeq and is a predicted model, not a curated record. Gene Ontology annotation, cellular component: mitochondrion. NCBI's taxonomy places the organism in Eukaryota, Fungi, Ascomycota, Pichiomycetes, Serinales, Metschnikowiaceae. Bases 1 to 486 code for a protein of 161 amino acids.